Actinia tenebrosa (Australian red waratah sea anemone) is the source of this 1550-nucleotide messenger RNA. RefSeq names its product uromodulin-like. The record is from RefSeq and is a predicted model, not a curated record. NCBI's taxonomy places the organism in Eukaryota, Metazoa, Cnidaria, Anthozoa, Actiniaria, Actiniidae.
UCGAGUCGAUGGUCGUUGUCAUGAGCUGGUUGCCUGUAGUAUUGCUGUUGUGUGCAGUACACAACAUCACUUGUAUUGAACAUGAAAAGGACGAUUUUUCCGACUUGUACAAAGGUUUGCUUUUUAAUGCUUUUCCUGAGUCCAUUUUGUCCUUUUCUAUCCACACCAAAGACAUUCAGCAACAAACCACUCAAGUUCCUGAUAAAAUGGACUGUGUCUUUGCCUGUGUUGGGGUUCCUUGGUGUCGAUCCAUGAACUUUCAAACCACAGCCCAUAAUAAUGGACUUCACGUAUGUGAGCUGUUAUCAACCGAUAAACAUACUCACCAGAAGAACAUGACACGAAACGACACAUUUAUUCAUUUCAGCAUCAAGAACCAAUGCAUAGAGUCUCCUUGUCUUAAUGGUGGCACCUGUAGCCUUCAAAUCAACAGGCAUGACUAUCACUGUCAAUGUAAGAAAGGAUAUCAUGGAUUACCGUUCGGAUGUUCUUCUCAUGCCAAUAUCACAGAUGCAACCAGAAAUGUCAAUAAUGCAAAUACUACAGCACCUAUCAAAUGCGACAAACGUAUAGCCUUGGGGUGGUAUCGCUUUAGUGGCGCAGCCGGUGUUCGUAUGCCAACCAAUUGCGUUCCAACUUCUCGAUGCAGUACACACGCUUCUGGCUGGCUAAGUGACCCACACCCAACCAUAGAACAAGGAACGACUACAAUGAAGGUCUGUUUCCAUUGGUCCAAAAAUUGCUGUAACUGGUCAAGAUCAAUCAACGUAACCAAUUGUGGAGAAUUUUUCAUUUAUCAAUUUGUCCCGACCCUAACCUGCUCGUUGCGCUAUUGCAGUGAACACUAAACAACUAUAAUAUAACUGGAUAGCAUUAUUUUAGAAUCCAAUAUACCUAAUCAUUUGUGCACUAUUCAAAAGUCAAGCAUAUGACGGGUAAAAAUCAAUCACGCUAUUCUGCUGCACUUUGCGACAUGCACUAAGGCAGUGCGUUAUUUUGCACAGCCGUACCAGGCCAGUAGCAGGAUAGCUCCUCAAAGUUUUUGAACCAAUAUCCCAAAUACUUUUGACCUAUUGCCACUAAUAUUUUAGACCUAGAGCCCCAACCAAUAUUCAUGACCUAGUGCCUCAUAUUUUUGACCUAUAUUGCUCCCAAUAUUUUUAACCUAGUGCCCCAUAUAUUUUUGACCUAGUGACCCAUAUAUUUUUUAACCUAGUGACCCAUAUACUUUUGACCUAGUGACCAAUAUAUUUUUGACCUAGUGGCCCCAAUGUUUUUGGCCUAGUGCCCAUAUACUUUUGACCUAGUGACCCAUGUUUUUGACCUCAGGACCCCAAUGUUUUUAGCCUAGUGUCUUCCAAUAUUUUAAGCCGUGCCCCUCAAUACUGUUGACCUAUUGACCCUGCCAAUAUUUUGGACUUAGCUACAGGCCUGUGUACAAAUAUGGCAUUGCCGUUUAUAUAUAUUUCAACUUUAGUCCUGUUAGAUUUGUGACACCCUAAGAUGCACCAAAUUGUAGAUCGUGAACCCUAAAAGAUACGACGAUCAUC